GAAGGAAAGACGAGAGAAAGGAUGGAAAGAGAGGACAGAAGGAAGGGAAGAGGAAGAAAGGAAAGAGGGAGGAGGUGAGAGGAAGGAAGGAGAGAAAGGAAGGAGGAAGGAAAGAGAGGAAGGCAAGAGGGAGGAGAGGGAGGAAGGAAAGAAGGCGAGUGAGAAAGGAGAGGAAGGAAAGGAAGGAAAGAGGGAGGGGAUGAGAGGAAGGAAAGGGAAGGUAUAAGGCGAGAGUCAGAAUGGGAGGAAGGAAAGAGAAAGGAAGGAAAGAGGGAGGAAAUGAGAGGAAGUAAGGAAAGAAGGCGAGAAUGAGAAAGGAGAGAGAGGAAGGAAGGAGGAGCCGUUCCCCGCCUGCUUGGCCCCUUCUGAGCCUCCCCCUGCGCCUCUUCCUCCUCCUCGUCCUGGUCCUGCAGCAGCCGAAGCCGUGGCCGUGCUGGCCCUGGUGGGCCUGGCUGGCUGCCCUCCCUCCCGGGACAAAAGGGCCCCGCCUCUCCUCGGGGGCCGCCCAGUCAGUCAGCCAGCCAGCCAAGGCGGCAGAGCGAGCUUGUGCGAGGGCUCGGCCUUCUGCAGGAGGAGGAGGAGGAGGAGGACAAGAGCCAGGGCGAGGGGGGCGGAGUGCGCACACGCACACACACACACAGAGCGAGUGAGUGAGUGCCCGCCGGGGGCCUCGGAGGCGGGGCUUCCGCGGGGAGCCAAAGGGCACGAAGGAGCGCGCGCAGGAGCCUCCUCUCCUCUUCUCCUCGCCUUCCUUCCUUCCUUCCUUCCUUCCUCGUCGUCACUCGCUCCGCCUGGCAAGGGCUGCAGGCGGAGGCUCCUGCUCCUCCCCCCUCCCUCCCUCCCCUCUUCCAUUGUAUAAUGCUUCGUGAUCGCCGCAGCCAGAGGAGAGCGGAGGCUUAAAUCCUCCUCCUCCUGCUCCUCCUGCUGCUGCUGCUUCUGCUGCUGGCGCUGCAUUCCCCGCCCCGCUCCUGCUCCUGCUCCUCCGAGGCGAGGAGGGCGACAUAUGGAGCAGCAGCCGCCGCCGCCGCCGCAAGAUUAGGAAGGAGAGCAGGGAGCCGCGCCGACCCCGAUGCUGUAGUUCUCAGCAGGCACUGCAUGGGAUAUAUGUUGGGGAAAGGAGGAAAGCGGAAGUUUGAUGAGCAUGAAGAUGGGCUGGAAGGCAAAGUGGUGUCUCCGACUGAUGGUCCAUCUAAGGUGUCUUACACCUUACAGCGCCAGACUAUCUUCAACAUUUCCCUUAUGAAACUUUAUAACCACAGGCCAUUAACAGAGCCAAGCCUACAAAAGACAGUUUUAAUUAACAACAUGUUGAGGCGAAUUCAGGAGGAACUCAAACAGGAAGGCAGCUUGAGGCCUGUGUUCGUCGCCCCUUCGCAGCCUACCGAUCCUCUGGGAGACAACUUCCGAGAGGUUCAGCCUGCCUUUAGCCAUCUGGCCUCGCCGCCAGUCCACCCCACUGACUCAGCAAGCACUACACCACUGGAGUCUUGCCUCACCCCUGCCUCUCUGCUUGAGGAUGACACUUUUUGCACUUCCCAGACUAUCCCCCAUGAUGGUCCUAUGAAACUACCACCUCCAACUGUCCAACCAGUAAAGGACAGCUUCUCCUCGGCCUUGGACGAAAUUGAGGAGCUCUGUCCAACACCUACCUCCACUGAGGCAGUAGUAGCUGCAGUAACAGCAGACACAACGGCAUCAGAUCAUGCUAAGGAGAACGUCAGUGCAUCCUGCAUUCAGAAGUCCGAGGGUGUCCAAGAAAGCAGAAUAAAUGAACCUAAACUGAUGGACUCCUUACCUGGUAAUUUUGAGAUCACAACAUCUACAGGUUUUCUUACAGACUUGACCUUGGAUGACAUUCUCUUUGCUGACAUUGAUACGUCUAUGUAUGAUUUUGAUCCUUGCACAUCUUCUACUGGGGCUGCCUCAAAAAUGGCUCCUGUCUCCGCAGAUGACCUCCUAAAGACGCUGGCUCCUUACAGCACCCAGCCAGUAACCCCCAAUCAGCCUUUCAAAAUGGACCUUACAGAACUGGAUCAUAUAAUGGAGGUGCUUGUUGGGUCUUAAAAAUAUAGCAACUUCUUAAAAUGUACCAGUAUCAACACUUGGUAGUAUUUUCACAGCCACCCGCCCCCCUCCUUACAGACCUUCCCAGACAGACAGACACACACCCACACACCACCAAGCAUGAAUCUUUGCCUGUCUUCUCUCCUUUUUUUUUUAAUGAUCACACUAGUUUUUGCUUCAAGCAGAGUUGGAGUGCCUUCAUCCAUUUAUGACCACUUUAAAUAUUUUUUUGAAAGUGGUUCCUCAAGGGAGACAUGAAAUCCUGAUAUAGGGGAAAAUGCAUAUUGUAAACAAUAUUGAUACGAUUGACAGAAAGAAAAAAAGAAUUGUAAAAGCUAAGCACAAGGAUUAUGUUGGGGAAAAGCUGUAAAUUGCAUGUGCAUAUUUGUCUAUUUUUUCUAUAAGUUUUAUUGCAAGAGGUUAAAAUAUUAUUUAGAUAAUCGCAGUACCUUUUUGGCAUUUUAGCCCUCUCUAGAUUGACUUAGCAAUUCAGCCUUUUUAGAGGUGUUAAUGAUUCCUCUUUAAAUGUUGCAUUUACAUGGCUCUUUAGAAAACUGCUACCCAAAUUUAUUUUAUAUUUUUGUACAGAUUCUGCAAUUUAUGAUAUUGAGGGGUCUUUUCUUAAAAAAAGAAAAUAAAAAAACAAAAGAAAAUGCUGUUUAUACUCUCUCACACACACAAAAAGGAAAUAGCUAUUUUGGUAGGAUUUGCUCACCCAGUUCCUGCAUACACCUUCUGAUGUACAAGAACUGCUUGUAGUUUUAUACAGACUUGUAGUGUUUUAUACGUGUAUAAUGGUGCAAAGAGAAAUUUGGAUCAAAUCAGUCUGCAGUUGGCCUCCCUCAUGGAGACACACGCACUUGAAGGAAAAGGCCAAGGGCUCUUCCUCUUACAAGUUUCACAAAUAUUUACUCCCUGCUGCUGCAUACUACUGUGAUUAACAAAAACCUUAGAGCCAUGUAUAUUCCAACACUGAUGUCAAACAGUUGGCAGGAAAUAGCUGUGAAACUUCAUUAUGAUUAUAUUCCCUCCUCCUUUCUCCCAUCCCACAAUUACCAAGACUCCUUUUCUGAAGUUUUUUUAGAAAAUGAAAAAUAGACUUCAGCCACAGCGCAGCACAGCGUUCCGUGCCCCUCCACGUGUAUUGGUUUGGAUCCUAACUUUUUGCCUCCUACAUGGUGGGAGGGUUGUAGUCAUGGAAAUAUCCUUUUUUGAAUGCAACCCUCUUCCUAUUGCAGCAGGAAAAGUUAGAAUUCAGCCUGGAGAAAUCAGUGGCCUUAAGCAUACUUAACUCUUUUUUGGGAUGUGGCCAUUGUAUUUGCAUCUGGUUUUAGAAUGUCAUAAUACAGCAAAUAGUAAUCCGAUUUAAAUGUCAGCAUAACUAUCAUAAGGCUGUAGCAGUUAAUUUUUGUUUUGUGUUUCGUCUCAAACAAAAGUCCCAUUUCCUUUUGGCUGCGUAUUGGCCAACCUUGCUUAAAAGUAAGUUGCGUUGAGUGGAGCUUCCUGGCAGGGAAAUUCAUUGAAGUCUAGAGGAAAUCUCCCCCUUUCCCUUCUGGUAUAAUGCAAACAUACCUUGUUCCUUUGAUUUAGUCUUAUGAUUACUCUUACUCUUUUCUUGGGACGUUAUUGUUAUUGUUAUUAUCACUACUCACUGUGUUGACAAGUGCUGAAAAAAAGGCAACUUCAGUAUUAUUGCAGUGAAAUCAUCUCUUUUUGGCAUUGGAUGGACUCACUCAAAUAUCCAUUGCUGUCAGAACUGGAGCCUGGUCAUAUUAUGGACACUUGGUAUUUUCUCUGGGGUUGGUUUCCUGACUCAAGUGUGUUACCUGCUUUACACUUUACAAGGCCUAUUUUACAAUGUAUAGACAACUGCAACUCUCUAUGCAUGUUUCCUUCCCACCGAAGUCUUCUCAUUGCUGCACUUGUUGCCAAUUUUUUUCCUCUGUAUUCAUUAUGAUGUACAUUUAUUUUAAAGAAAACAUGUUAUCAUGCCUGUUGCUGAAACUGUUAUGGUAUAUGAAUUUAAAUGGUACUUAAUUGAGUGCAGGUUACAAACUAUAUUGUUGAUAUGCAUAUGGCUUCUUUAGGAAUAACUUUUAUAUUUAUUUAAGAAAUUUUAAAUUAUGUUUUAUGUAAUUUGGCAAUAUUCAGUCGGUUCUGCUCACUUCUUGUCAUGGAUAAAAAGAUUGGGUCUUGUCUGUCUCUAGGUAGACAGCUGUAUAAAACUGGCACUUUAGAACAGGCCAUAUCUAUUUAUUUAAAUACAUGUAAUGUAUUAUGUGUAAGGCACACACAACUCCUCAUUCCUAUACAAACCUAUGUGAAAAUUAGAGAAUUGCUCAUCAGUUUUUAGCAUUUUGUCCCUCAUCAGUGCAGCAGCAUGUUCACAAAAUGAAUUCUUGAAGUUGUCCUUAUUGGAAAACAUUUUUGUCCAUUUCCAGUAUUGGAGGAAGUGGAGCAGAGAAAAGUCAGUGUUUUUAAUCGCAAGGUGUAGUAAUUUAUAUAGGUAGCCAGAUGCUGUGUGCAGGGACGUCUUCUUCUGUGUUACUUUGGAAGGCACCAACUAUCAUUGUGAAACACCCUAUCUCAUAAAGACCUUGUAGUGGUGCCGAUUGCCAUGCCUCCUCCCCAUAUACCUCCCCCCCCCCAAUACCUGUGUUUAUAACAUGAAACACAAUGGUGACCUAAAUGGGAAGUAAAAACAACUCACUUCUAGUUUCCAAAGUGUAUUCUGCCAGAUUAGUUGGCAGGGAUUGAUGGGCAAGAUCCUAGUAGCACCUUGGGUAUUGAUACUAUAGGAUAUUUAACCAUGGUCCUAGGAUACAUCAGGCUGUUACACAGCUCUACAAUGUCUCAAAUAUGUAUUUGUACUCCUUUGAAUCAGACUAAAGUUCGUGCAGUUGCAAAACUUGUUAAGAAAAACUUUUAAGCAAACGUCAUACUUUUACAGUCACUAGAAACUGAUUUUGCACUUAACAUAGAAACAACUGCCCUCUCCUCUGGACUUGCCAAUUGAGUGUUUAAAUAAGUACCAUAUGUUAGGCAAAUGUUCAAAUGAACACCAUUUUAGAGCAAAGCAGCCAGUUUGUUUUUCAGGCACUAACCUAACUCUGCAUAGUAAAUCUAUUUGGAGCAUCGAAGUUGCAGUCAGUCAUCUUAGCACAUCCUUUGGGACAAAUUGGUGAUAAUUGUGGCAGGCAAUGCAACUAUUUGUCACAAUUGUACACCAGAAUUACACAUUUUCCUUUCCCUCCCAUCCCCAAAAACACAAAUGUUGUGGAAAUGUUUUUGACACUCUCGUGCAAUGAAGUGACAAGAGGCGAGCAGAAUUAAAAUGAGCUUUUUUGGAAUUUGAAGUGAUUUUUUUCCAUUUUGUUUUCCAUAAGUUAUUUAUUCCUUUUUGUUUUCCUUUUGUACAUAUAUUUAUUUUAUUGUGAAGCUAACAACAUCUGGAUUGUAACAUGUACAGAAUGUAUGGUAGGAAUGUAUUCUCUUGUAGGAAUGUAAAUCCUUUCAAGAGGGGUGUGAGAGGUUUGGAGAUAUUAACUGGGUUCUGUUUAGGAUACAUGCCGUUUGCAAGAUCACUCCUCCCCCCCCCCCCCCAAACCCAUGUCCACUUUUCUCUCCUGUGAGUAGAUCUGGUUGGAUAAGACUUAUGCAAAAAAAGGUUUAUAAACUUAGUUGUAAAAACAAAGCUAUUUUGUAUUGUUCGUGUCUUUUAAAAUGGCCAGAUCCUAUUUUGCUCAACAAAAUAUAGCCUUUAUUUUAAUGGUAAUCGGUGACAUCACCCUUCUUCAGUGCAAUCCUAUAUCUGUUCAGCCAGAAACAAGUCCCACUGAAUUUAGUGAGAUUUAUUUUCAGGUAAGCAGCUAUAGGAGGCAUGGGCAAACUUCAGCCCUCCAGGUGUUUUGGACUUCAAUUCCCACAAGUCCUAACAGCUGAUAAGCCGGCAGGAAUUUCUGGGAGCUGAAGUUCAAAACACCUGGAGGGCCAAAGUUUGCCCAUGCCUGAGCUAUAGGAUUGCAGCCUUCGAGACCUAAAGCAAUCUGUUCUCAACAACUGGUAGGUUGAAUUGUGUCAAGGGAUCCCCAUAAAACAGGCUGUGUUUAACCUUUCUCUCCCUCCUGCCAGGGGGUGCCAGUAGAUUUGGGUGCCACACACAGAAAGAUACAGCAAGACCCAGCAGAAUAAUCUGGCUUCCCAGUCAGCAGGGUAUAGCAGGGCAGGCGAGCCAGUUUCAUGCCAGCUUCCAAUCCACACAAUUAAGUUACUCAUGUGACAAAACAAUCUCAUGUUGCAGCCAAUGAAAAAUGGCACACUUGUCAGGAGCCAUUGGGAUUAGGAAAUUGCGUGCUCCUCAGCUGGACUGGCACCACUGAGGCAGCUUGGUUUCCAUUUCUCAGGUUAAUCUCAAAAUGUCACUCAUUAUUGUUAGGGAGUUACACUGGAAAGGAGGACUUUGGCACAGAUAUAUUCACCUAGCACAUAAAAGCAAACAAGUUGGUGUGCAUUCAUCUCCUACCUUUCCUUUUUUUUAUUUUGAGGGACAAGACAGGAUAACAAACAUGACAUGCCUCAAAGAUUGCAUGUUCAGAAGUAUUUUCUUGAGAAGGCUUUUUAAAAUAGUGUGUAAUGGCAGUGCAGGCGCAGCACUUUGUGGACCACUCUCAUUGUCUGGCUCACCAAGUUAAGCUGCCUUGUUAGGCAUAAAACUGAGCAGUGUCAAAUUCAGAAUAGGAAAGAAAAGGUGUCUGUCUGGCAAAGGGAUUUUGAGGUCUGUCCCCUACUUGGAUAGCCUACUUGGAUUUGUGCUUUUCCAGACCUGUGUUCACGGAGCCUAUAUGGGUCAGAGAUGCUGUAUUUCUUCCAUUCUAAGACAUACUUUUUCCUAUAUGAACAACUCUAAAAUGUGUGUUUGAGAAUCACAGGUGUAUCUCACAUAUUUUUUUCUUGGAUGGUGGUGUUACUGAAAUUAGAGCGUGUCUUGAAAUAAAUGAUGUCUUAUAAUUGGAGAAAUACAGUAAUGAGUAAAAGUCAUUUCAGCAUGUAAACAAUGUCCCCAUUGUCCAUAGGAGUGUGUCCCUGUACACCACUCUGUCUCCAAUUUAAAAGGAAAUGGCUAAUAAAAAUUUGGGGUUUCCUAUUGAAAGUAUAAUAGACACAGUUUCCAGUGGCUUACUAAAGCGGGUUUUGAGGCAGAAUUAAGUAGUGCUGACAAACAUAACUCUUACUUAGAAAGUUACGAGUUGCUUGAAAUCCAGCCUAUCUCUUCCACCUUUUAAAGAGCAGUUGAACAAAAAAGGGGCAAAAGGGUGAUAGUUUUGUAUUUACACUACAGAACCUGAUUUCACUGUGGCAUGUUGACAUACAUAGAGGCAUCAGUUCUUCCUAGAGAAAUCGUUCCGUGUGGAAAGCAGUUCUCAGGGCCCUCACCAAUGUUUGAUUUGCAGGAUUCUUUAGGGGAAGACAUGACAGCUGGUACACAUCACUAUCCAUUUGUAGAGUAGCACCAUCUGUGCCCUCUGAUUUAUACUUUGUUGCCUGGAACAGGCUGUGCAGCUGCUUUCCAACACUGUGCUCAAGCAUACUUGGCUGGUGGGCACGAAUGUGGCACUCUGGGGACUUUGUGGGGUGAGGAGCCCAGUCACCAUCAUAGCCAAUGCCAUGCAGGACGGAGACUCCAGCAUAGAAAACUGAUGCCAUAAACUACCUUUACUAGCUCUGGCUGCUGAUGUCUACACAACCAUUCAAAGUUACCAUCUUGAGACUCAAUUAUUACCAGUUUGAGAAUAAAUUGUACUCGUAUCAUUUUCCCUACUGUCUUAUAGAACCUGGCAUGAAAAUUGUAAAUUUACAAUUGGAAAAAAAAUUAAAAAAUGUAAAAUCCACUCCACUGAUAAAGGGGGUCAUUGGCUGUAGAAUAUAAUUGUGUCUCUAAAAACAAUAACAACAGAAGUCAACAGGAUCUUGCUGUUAUAAAAAUUCCCGUGCUUAUAAUAUUAUGGCUAAAUUAUUUUUGGAAAUUUUAGCUUAUUUUAUAGCUUUUUGUUUUCAAUGUUACAUGAAAAAUGAUCCUAACGUGAAUUUUGGAUUUGUUAAAAAAUUAAAUCUUGUAGAUGCUUAACGGUAUAAUCCAUACUAGACUCUCUAAAGGGAGAGAUUCUGGCGAGGCAGGAAAGCAAGAAGGUGUAAAUAGUCUGAUACAUUUGGUGCAUAGUUUUAAAACGAAAAGAAGGCUGUAUUUUCUCCCAUCCCCCCUCCCCCCCUCUCCCAACCACAGACCUUAGAGCUGUGCCUUUUCUAUGCAAUAUUACAGACAUAUACAUCUGAAACCAGAUUACUGUAUUCACUUGUAGGUAUGAGCUGUAAUCAAAAAUACAGUUGGGCAAAUUACAUGGAAAUGAGCAGUCUUACUUUUGUAGUUUUAUAUUAUACAAUAAACAGUUAAAAAAAGAAACAAA
Molecule: messenger RNA, 8525 nt
Organism: Anolis carolinensis (green anole)
Lineage: Eukaryota; Metazoa; Chordata; Lepidosauria; Squamata; Anolidae
Gene: sertad2
Product: SERTA domain containing 2
Exons: 2
Coding region: 1096-2064 (322 amino acids)
Cellular component (GO): nucleus
Molecular function (GO): transcription regulator activity
Source: RefSeq, a predicted model, not a curated record